Messenger RNA from Recurvomyces mirabilis, 2043 nucleotides. RefSeq lists its product as uncharacterized. Gene Ontology annotation, molecular function: transmembrane transporter activity. Gene Ontology annotation, biological process: transmembrane transport. The record is from RefSeq and is a predicted model, not a curated record. Bases 1 to 2043 code for a protein of 680 amino acids. The transcript has a single exon. NCBI's taxonomy places the organism in Eukaryota, Fungi, Ascomycota, Dothideomycetes, Mycosphaerellales, Teratosphaeriaceae.
AUGUCGCAACGUCAAGCUUCAGGACAUCAUCUUCGGAACAGAUCACGUUCCGGGAACCUGAACUUGGACGAGGCUGGGCGAUGGCCGCAGAACAACCGGCGAAGGCCGUCAGAGUAUAGCGAUUCGCCAUAUGCCGACAAUGAUUUCUUGGCUACGGAUAGUGGCACGCGCACUCCAAGCUGGUCGCCUGCAAACAUUGAGAAUGGUACUGCAGACAAGACUGGACAGUCGUAUCCACUACAGCCACCGCUGCUGUCACCACCAGCGCUGGCGUUACCUUCUAGCUUCUUGACAUUGCCGGAGGCUACGACAAUGCAUGAAGACUCAAUAGCAGCACAUCCUCCUCUACCUCCCACAUGGCGCAAUAUCCCGAACAAAGGCCAGUUGGCUAUACUAGCCGCAUCACGGUUUGUCGACUUCUACCAGAUGGCAGCGUUACAGACGUACAUGGUGCACCAGCUUAAGUCCUUCGAUCCCGAGCUGCCUGAUCAGACGAUUUCGCACCAAGCAGGUGUGUUGCAGGGAGCGUUCACAGCGGCACAGAUCAUCACAAGCAUACUUUGGGGCCGAGCAGCGGACCAGCCUAGUAUUGGCAGGAAACUUGUGCUGAAUAUUGGGCUGGUAGGGACAGGCAUUGGAUGCAUAGGAGUCGGAUUUAGCAGGACAUAUGGACAAGCAGUGUUCUGGCGGCUAAUGAGUGGUGCCAUCAAUGGUACUGUUGGUUCGGCCAGAACAAUGGUUGCAGAAAGGACUCCAAAGCCCUGGCAUCCUCGUGCGUUCCUGUUGCUGCCAGCGGCCUUCAACGUGGCCAACGUGCUAGGACCGAUCAUAUCUGGUCUGCUGGUCAGUCCAGUCACGAGCUUUCCUGCGUGGUUUGGACCAGGGAGUACCUUUGGUGGAGUCUCCGGGGUCGCGUGGAUGGAGCGACACCCAUACGCUCUGGCCAAUUUGAUCAGCACAGCAUUGUUGUUUGGAGAGGCGCUUAUAGUGCACUUCUAUCUACAAGAGACAUUGAAAGGCAAGCGACCAUUAGAACUAUCACGUUUCAAUCCCAUACAAAUGGCUAGGGAUCUGUACAACCAGCUACAGGAUGCAAAAAAUCGUGGAUACCGGAUGGUACAGCAGACGCAACGGCAAGGUCUGUUGUCUGGACAGGAUCGACCUUCACUUGAGCUAGACCGGUUAGCAUCGAACGGCGAGAAGGUAGAGUCACGACCGGCACAAAGGCUUCCAUUUCAUCGCAUAUGGACGCCAAACGUGCUGUGGACUCUGGUCAGCAUAGCUGUGUUCGACUUUCAUAUGGGUGCCUUUGCGAAUCUAUGGAUCCUGUUUCUUGCAACUCCACGUGAGUUCAUCCCGGGUGUCUCUGAUGCGAUACCUGAGGUCGAGCCUCUGCCCAUCAAAGACGAACAGCUUCGGCCAAGAAGUGUGUUCAAGUUCGCUUCUGGACUUGCAUUUCCGCCUCCGACCAUUGGUUUUGCAAUGGCCAUCAUCGGCUUCAUUGGAGUAGCUUUGCAGUUCCUACUCUAUCCUUACGCCAAUGCUCGCUUCGGCCUCAUGCGAUGCUUUCGAGGCUCGCUCUUCCUGUUCCCUACGGCAUAUUAUCUCGCACCAUACAUCGCGCUGCUCCCGUCCGCCUCGCCAUCACCAUAUCCAGCAAGCGGUUGGGUGGUCUGGCUUGGAAUUAGCUUCGUGCUCUUCCUUCAAGUGUCCGCGCGUACAUUUGCACUACCAGCAUCGAUCAUCCUCCUAAACAAUAGCUCUCCACACCCAAGCGUCCUGGCAACUAUUCACGGGGUAGGCCAAGCAUGCUCAGCAACUUUCAGGACCCUUGGCCCCAUAUUGGCCGGCUACUGGUAUGGAUUGUGGACUGAGAGGGGUAUUGUGGGCAUGGCAUGGUGGAUCACGGGCUCGCUGGCCGCUAUUGGCUGCGUGGCCAGCUUUUGGGUACGCAAUGGGAGCGGUCACGAGAUCUUUCUGCCUGGCGAAGAGCAGGAGAUGAAAGAGACUGGCACUGGCGGUGGCAGUGGAGACGGUCGGUAA